AUGCAGGAGGAGGGGGAGGGGGUGGGGUGGGACUUAAACAACCCAAUGGCUACUUCAACCCCCCCCCUCCCCCUCCCCAGUGCAGGGUGGCCGGAAGUUUGUCGCGAGUGGAGUAUAGGGGAAAUAUGA
Messenger RNA from Rodentolepis nana, 129 nucleotides. Lineage: Eukaryota; Metazoa; Platyhelminthes; Cestoda; Cyclophyllidea; Hymenolepididae. The record is from the annotation of a GenBank genome assembly.